Drosophila willistoni is the source of this 2416-nucleotide messenger RNA. Its product is annotated as glycerol kinase. Gene Ontology annotation, molecular function: phosphotransferase activity, alcohol group as acceptor; kinase activity. Gene Ontology annotation, biological process: triglyceride metabolic process; glycerol-3-phosphate biosynthetic process; glycerol metabolic process. NCBI's taxonomy places the organism in Eukaryota, Metazoa, Arthropoda, Insecta, Diptera, Drosophilidae. Bases 101 to 1891 code for a protein of 596 amino acids. Gene Ontology annotation, cellular component: mitochondrion. The transcript has 4 exons. The record is from RefSeq and is a predicted model, not a curated record.
UUAAAACUUACACACACACACACACACACACACAGAGACACCGCACACGGCACAACACGGGCAUCAGUGGGCACAUGUUUGUGAGUCGGGAGACACAAUUAUGAAUAACGGUCGCUAUGGCAGAUUUGGAGCACUCAUUGGCAUUUCAUACGUGAGCGGCACGCAUUGCCGUUUUCUGAUCUAUUCCACUCGCAAUGCAGAAGUACUGGCUUUCCAUGAGUUAAAAUUACGUCAAAUAGUUCACCAGGCUGGCUGGUUGGAGUACGAUCCAUCCGAGAUAUACAAAUCGAUGCAAGAGUGCAUAGAGAUUGCCUAUAAGAAUUUGGUUAUACUGGAAAUCAAUCCGCAUGACAUCAUAGCCGUGGGUAUAGUCAAUCAGCGAGGCACCACUGUCCUAUGGAACAAACAAACUGGUCAGGCCCUACAUAAUGCCAUCGCCUGGUGCGAUUCUCGGUCUACUCCCUUGCUGAAGACUUGUCUUCAUAAUAAUAAUAAUAACGUGGACUAUGUGAGACAUCGCAGUGGUCUCCCGCUGAGUAGCUGCUUUAGCGCCCUGAAAAUCCGUUGGCUACUAGAAAAUGUUCCUGCAGUGGGCAAAACAAUUGAGGAAGAUAAAUGUCUAUUUGGGACUUUGGACUCUUGGCUGUUAUGGAAUUUAACGGGCGGCGUAAAUGUUGGAAUACACUCCACAGAUAUCACCAAUGCUCACUAUACGGGUCUAAUGAAUCUGACCAGCCAACAAUGGGAUGCCAAACUAUGUAAAUUUUUUAAACUUCCAAUCGAUAUACUGCCCCGUAUACGUUCCAAUUCUGAGAUCUAUGGCUAUGUGCUGGAGGGUCCAUUGCUGGGUGUGCCCAUUGCUGGAGUUAUGGGUGAACAACCGGCUGCUAUGCUGGGUCAACUGUGCCUAAAGCCGGGACAGAAUAUUUGCACGUUGGAUGACAGUUGCUUUGUUCUCCUCAAUACGGGACGACAAUUGUUGGCAUCGCAAAAUGGACUGAUUAGUGGAAUUGCUUAUAAACUUGGUGCGCAGACGGAGACAUGCUACACUCUGGAGGGGGCCAUUUCCAAUGCAGGAUCAACAGUAAAUUGGUUACGCCAGCGUCUGAAGAUUAAUACCGAAAUCAAUUCCAAUGACAAUGUAAUGGAGUCACUAACCACAUUUUUGGGGGAGAGUUCCAUGAUAUCGUCUUCGUGUUCAUCUUCUAUGUUGAAUGUGGAAUGCGGUUUGGCUGCCAAACGAUCAGAGGUAACAUUUGUUCCCGCAUUUCAUGGUCUAUAUGCUCCUUAUUGGCGUUACGAUGCUAGGGGUAUACUCUUGGGCUUAACCAGUCAGACGACAGCGGAGAAUAUAACCCAAGCGGCAUAUGAGGCUACAGGAUUUCAAAUCUAUGAAGUACUUCAGGCAUUUAAAAAGGAUACACCCAACUGGGAUCAUUCGCGCAUGCAGCCUGUAUUGACCUUUGGCGGGGAUUAUGCCGAGAGCACGCAUCUGGUACAAUUUAUAUCAGAUAUUAUUGGUUAUAUGCUGGAGAGGCCGCAGACUACUUCGCCAUCGGGAUUGGGUGUUAUGAUAGCUGCUGGAAUUACAAUGCGAGCGGUCAGUUUGGAAUAUGCCAUCAAAAUGUAUGCGCCACCCACAGAUGUCUAUGCUCCCACAACCACACCGAAUAGACGUGAGUUGCUUUAUCGUCGCUGGGACUAUGCAGUUAAACGUUGCCUUAACUGGAACAAUUAUGAGACCUACGAAUCGGAUAUAGAGCUAUUUGCUCAACGUGAACAUGAUCCCAAUUUUUCUAUACGACGAUCUCUGCCGGGAAGCUUAUUUAUAACCACUUCCUUUGCGUUAUUUUUGUUGGCCAACUACCUAAAAAACAAUCCCUUGAGUUAAAGUUAGGGAUGAAAUUAGGAAUUUGGGGUAUGAGAUAAAUCUAGUCAACCAAAAACAAAGUAAAAAAAAAAACGAAAGACGAAAAACAAAACUACAAAAAAAAAAAAAAACUAGUUGCAUUAUCAAAAUUUAUGGUUUAGUUUAGCAUUAAAUUUGUACAGUUUACUUUUGUUUAUAUUUUCUAAGUCUAUGGAAUUCCUUUAAUUUUUCUAUUUUAUAGAGCAAAACAAACAUUUGUGAUUCAAUUUUUUUAUACCACAAACAAACAAACACAAACUGCAACCAAUAUGAUUAUGUAUAGUUUUAUAUUAUAUUAUAUUUAUAUGCUUGCUCCUAUAUAUAAGUCUAUAUUGUAAAUUUAAGUUUGUUUAUUAAGUCUGUAUUUAUUUCAAAUGAACUUUAGUUACACAAAACAAAGUCGUAAAGACAAUUGUUAAAGCUGUGGAAUGGUUGAAUGCAUUAAUUAUGUAGGGAACAGCUUCAUAAAACUAUAAAUAAAUAAUAUUUAUAUAUAUAUUUUAUGAA